AUGUCGUCUGCCAAUAUGUCGGCACAGAAAAGGGCUUACCGACAACGGAGGAAAGAUCCGAGCUGCGAUGCCUGCAGAGAGCGGAAAGUCAAGUGCGAUGCAACAGAAACAACCAGCUGCUCAGAAUGCUCGAGCCGCAAUGUCAAGUGUCAAUUUACAAAAGAGACCAACCGGCGGAUGUCAUCUAUCAAGCAAGUACAGGAUUUGGAGAAGCAGAUUACACAGAUCAAACGGGAGAAUUCACAGCUACGGUCGAUGCUAAAUGGUCGAGAGGGCCAGAUGGAUAUCGAUAGUGAGGGGCCUCAGCAAAUGCAGAUACAACUACCAGAAAUUGGUUCACAUCCCAAGAGGAGGCAGAGACCGCCCCCUCCCCAGGAACUCUCACGGGUACGGUCGAAUAUCCGAAACUUCGGCCGGGGUAUCUUCAAACCGCCUGCACCGUACCGGCAAAUAGGGUCGCAAGCACAUUUCAAUCCUCCUCGUCCGGAUCUUCCCCCGAAACACAUGGCCGACCAUCUUCUUGGCUCCUACUACGCUUCAGUGCAUAUGAUAAUACCUAUUCUGCACUGGCCCACGUUCGAGGGGGAGUACGAAGCUGUCUACAAAGCGGGAAGUCUACAUGGUGUUCCUCCAGUAUGGAGCUCCCUCUUCUUUUCUGUCUUGGCAGUUGGCGUUCUGUUCAGUACGGAACCCAGUAUUCACAGGCCAAAUAAAGGCAAGGAAUAUAUCGAAACGUCCCGGGUGCUCAUAGACAUGUGGAAUGAUGAAUUUGUCAUUGAUCACGCAAGAGCAGCAAUCUUGACCAGCGUUUUUCUUACGGAGAUGAACCUGAAAUCAGCGGCGUGGACGUGGCUUGCCUCCGCGGUUCGAAUAGCCCAAGAUAUUGGUCUACAUUGUGAGACAGGACCAUGGCCCAUGAUUGAAGGAGAAAUGCGGCGCAGAGUAUGGUGGGGAAUCUACGUUUGGGACCGGCAUAUGUCUCUUGAACUUGGACGGCCCCUACUAAUCGAAGACGCUGAUUGCGAUGUUAGUCUCCCAGCGGCCAUCGAUGACCACUAUAUUCACGAUGCGGGGAUGAUGGUCCCUAGUGGCGUUUCUCCGCUAACCAACUUUAUCUUGCCUAUUAUACACGUUGUCCGCUCUGUUUCCCAGCUCAUCAAGACAUUGAAAUCACUCAUGAUCUCACCUUCAACCCUUCAGACCUUCGACACACACUUCAGCUCUUGCAUGGCAGCAUUUCCUCCAUCUUGCCAACUUACCGCACACGAGCCUCUAGAUCCUCGCAUACUAGCUCCCGUAUGCCAUCUCAUGAACGCUCGCCUCAUACUUCACCGUCACAAUCUCACUACGUCUUGUCCACCGGAAGUCAGGGGAAAUGCAAUGGAGCAGUGUAUUCGAGCAGCACUUGACUCGGCGAAUUUGGUUGCAAGAGCAAUGGCAUCAUCGACUCCCUCGAAUCCAUCAACACCUCCAUUUGGUCCUACCGCGAAUGCUAUGACAUGUACGCACAUCUGGAGAUGCACUCUAUUCCUGCUAUUCGGUGGCCAUUUCGACGCUGCACUCACUUGCAUCCGCGCUUCUGCGAGCAUCGCUACUCUUCGGGACGUCAAUGUGGCAUGCGGUCGAAAUGUGGCAUUCUUUCUAGGAGUAUUGAUUGAGAAACGACGGGCGGGAGGAUUGGUUGGAAGCAAAGGGUAUCGCAGGGAGCGGGAAAUGGAUGAGGAAUUGAUGGCAUACGUCUCCGGGGACCUACAAGCCAGUCCAGAAAACAGUUGGAUUUGGACAGGCAGCGAGACAGGCAUGAAUAUAGUGGGGAGCAGCGGAGCCGCAAAGAUAGGCGCAAGCCCGACGCUACUAGGCGGUGGGAGGGAGGAGGGCACGAACGUCCUUACGGAUGUGGAGGCUCGAGACUGGGGAGGUUGGGAGCGAGUGGAGUACUUGGUUGGCGUCCUGGCACGGGAACAAGGCGGUUACGUACAACCUGUGCACGCUAGCUACGGAUCUGGUUCAAGCGGAGGGGGCAUGGGUUUCGAGAGGAACCAAAAUCAAGAUCGGAAUAGAGGCAACGAGCGGAUGAGCAUCACGAAUAUCAUUUGA
Messenger RNA from Hyaloscypha bicolor E, 2097 nucleotides. RefSeq lists its product as uncharacterized. The transcript has a single exon. NCBI's taxonomy places the organism in Eukaryota, Fungi, Ascomycota, Leotiomycetes, Helotiales, Hyaloscyphaceae. Gene Ontology annotation, molecular function: DNA binding; DNA-binding transcription factor activity, RNA polymerase II-specific; zinc ion binding. The coding region runs from base 1 to 2097 and encodes 698 amino acids. Gene Ontology annotation, biological process: DNA-templated transcription; regulation of DNA-templated transcription. The record is from RefSeq and is a predicted model, not a curated record.